Xiphophorus hellerii (green swordtail) is the source of this 3751-nucleotide messenger RNA. It is a transcript of the gene abhd8a, whose product is annotated as abhydrolase domain containing 8a. Gene Ontology annotation, cellular component: mitochondrion. Gene Ontology annotation, molecular function: carboxylic ester hydrolase activity; lysophosphatidic acid acyltransferase activity. Lineage: Eukaryota; Metazoa; Chordata; Actinopteri; Cyprinodontiformes; Poeciliidae. The transcript has 5 exons. Gene Ontology annotation, biological process: phosphatidic acid biosynthetic process; lipid homeostasis. The coding region runs from base 431 to 1843 and encodes 470 amino acids. The record is from RefSeq and is a predicted model, not a curated record.
UUAUUAAACCAGCCUUAGCAACAAGGAAAGCAGCCUUCUCCUAUUGGCUUUUUCCCAGCGUUCAGCUGUCCUCGAUUAGCCCUCCCCGCUGCCACUCAGCAACGAAAAUGCGCGAAGAUUGUCCGUGGUGCUGCGGAUCCAAGGGCAGCAGGGCUGGGUAGGGUUUGGCCCUCAUAACGCAGUGGAUGCUGAGGGGUGGAGGGGGUGCUGAAAAACACUGCCGUUCCUUCCCGCUAUGGAAAUCUUAUUUGAAUGCAACUGCCACAAUUUGAUGGAGGCAUGCUUUACUUCCACUUCGAGUCCAUUUGUGUCGAGUGACGGCCGCCUGAUGAGGCUGGAAAGCGCCCACAGUUCUGCAGCAUCUCCCGUGUAGACGGCCCUUCAGAGCCGGUUACGCACCACAUCGUCAAUAAUUCUGCAGAAAGGCACCAUGCUGACCAGCAUCACUGACGGGAUCCUGUGCUGCCUGACGGGGAAGACCACCAGCCUGGUCCUGCCUCUGGAGUCUUCAGAGCCCUCCGAUGGGUUUGAGUUUGUGGAGGUGAAACCAGGGAGGGUUCUGCGAGUGCGGCACAUCAAACCAGAUCGCCAGCGCAUGGACACGGAAAAACAAGAUGCCGGGAAGAACAAGACAACUGCUGACUGUGAUAGCAAUAACGAUGCCUCUGUUCGGGACUCCAUUAAUGAUGAUGUUGGCACCAGCGUCCACUGCAAGAGGAAGAUCACGGUCUAUCGCAAUGGCCAGCUGGUGAUUGAGAACCUCGGCGAUGUUUUGCAUUCUGAGAUCCUGCAGUGUCAGGAUGGAGAUGUGGAGCCCUGCAGCACCGUGGAGGUGGAGCUCGCUGACUACAAAGAGAUGCCCUCAUCUCCUGACCCCAACCCCGUUCCCCCAGUUCCAUUGCCUUCUGGAGAGCAGAAGCCUGCUCCGCCUCCCCGCCGCCGUCGUCGCAAGCCUAAACGCACCGUGCUGAUUGACUCGACACGGGUCAUCUCGAGCUGCAAAGGAACGCAUUCGGACGUGGCGCUGUUUUUUGUGCACGGUGUGGGAGGCUCUCUGGACAUUUGGAGCAGCCAGCUGGAGUUCUUCUCCCGUCUGGGCUAUGAGGUGAUCGCACCUGACCUGGCUGGGCACGGGGCCAGCACUGCUCCGCAGAUCGCAGCGGCUUACACUUUUUACGCACUGGCAGAGGACCUUCGGGCCAUCUUCAAGAGAUAUGCUCGGAAAUGGAACAUUCUCAUAGGCCACUCAUAUGGAGUAUCAUUUUGCACAUUCCUUGCCCAUGAAUAUCCUGAUCUGGUCCAUAAGGUAGUGAUGAUCAAUGGAGGGGGCCCUACAGCUCUGGAACCCAGUCUCUGCUCCAUCUUCCAGCUUCCAUCAUGUGUCCUUCACUGCCUUUCACCUUGCCUGGCCUGGAGCUUUUUGAAAGCUGGAUUUGCUCGCCAAGGUGCAAAAGAGAAGCAGUUGUUGAAGCAGGGCAACGCAUUCAAUGUGUCUCCGUUUGUCCUGCGGGCAAUGAUGAGCGGUCAGUACUGGCCCGAGGGCGAUGAGGUUUACCAUGCCGAGCUCACUGUGCCCAUUCUGCUGGUUCACGGCAUGUGUGACAAGUUUGUGCCCAUGGAGGAGGACCAGCGCAUGGCAGAGAUCCUCCUGUUUGCCUUCCUGAAGGUCAUUGAGGAGGGAAGUCACAUGGUCAUGAUGGAGUGUCCUGACACUGUCAACACCCUCCUCCACGAGUUCUUCCUCUGGGAGCCGGACAUGUCCAGAAAGGGAGAGGCCAACCACACCGUUUCUGUCUGUGACACUAUCAACACGCUGAAGAUCAAAAAGCCUGUGGACAAAUAACGCUCCCUCUGUCACAUCACCAAGCGGAAGGCCGUUGUUUUGCAUCUAUGUGUUAAUAAGGCCCCGUGGCUGAGAGCGAUUCCAAGGAGGGCCAUGUCUUCAGGAUGUGGGUGAACGCUUGUGCUCCGAGAUAGAGCAGCGAGGAACAUUGGAUGAGAGGAAGGGACACAAACACACAGUUUCUUUUCCACUUCUGCACCAGUUUGUGCUCCGCUUGCAAAAUGACUUCCUCGGUGCUCAAAAGAACUGCCAUUCGUGAUCUGUGUGUGAAAUGUUUGUGAGGAAAAGUGGACAGCUACUCAACACAAAAGAUUAAACAUCUCUGUAAUGAUGUCUGGAGUUCCUCAUGUGGACUCUGUUUUACCUAUGAGAAGGAUUACGUAAUGGUUGAAUCCAUUUAAGGUCGACUGUAAAAGGGAAACUGACUUUAAUAGAGCUGUUGGAGGGAAAGUCUAUGGCAAGAAUUGGUAGUAUUAAUGUGUCAUCACAUCCAAUGAUAAGUAUGAUAAUACUAAUAACAUACUAAAAUAAAUCAUAAUGGACAUCUGUAUAAAUUAACUGGAAAUAUAAAAUGACAAAGACACAAAAAUAUUCCUCAGUUCUAUAAAAUGUUUUGUUUUCCCUAUCUCAAACAUAAUUAACAGAUGCACACUUUACGGCCAACAGAAAUAUUUCUGUUUUUCUUUGAGGUCUGACCCACUAUUCUUAUUUUCUCGCUCAUUUUCUAUAAGGAUGACAAAAACAACCUAUUGCAGGUUCCAAAUGAUCUCCAUUUAUGUUGGGGAUCAUAAAUGAUCCCCAGACUGACUUAAUAAACUCAUAAAGUUAAAUCAGUCAAAUCAGCAUGCAUUUAGAGACUGAAAAUUGGAGGACUGAUUCGAAAACAUAUUAAUCCGACCUUCAGAUCCCCGAUCAGAGCCGAUCAAGGGAGAAUCGACCAAUUCUGUCCUCUGGUCAAUUCUAGGUGUGACCUAAUGAAUAAAACAACUCAAAUGCUAUUGCAUCAUUCUUGAAUAUAAACAACAGGAGACAAUUAAUAAUUAGUACACUACAUUUUGAUAAAAUGAGUAUUGUUUUUCUUUUUCUGAAACAAUGCCAAUCUCCAGUACAAGCUGUGGUUGCUUUUUUGACCUGCUUAUGUUUAAACAGUGAUGAGUGCAAAAAUAAGAGUACUUUGCUCUCUAUGCCCUAAUCUUUUUUUUUCUUCCUUUUGCUGUGUGUCAGACUAAACAAAAUGUUCCUAAGUGGAAGUUAUUCAUUCAUGGAUGUUGUUUGUCUCAUAGUGGGACAGGACAGUGCGGGCUAAGCGUUCUCUAACAUACUCCCUGACGGUACGUAUCUGUUGGUUGGAUAGUUUACUGUUUUGUGUCGUGGAGAGUGUAAAUAGAUGAGAAGAAAAAAUGGGCCGCCAUGAUUAAAUUUAUAUAAGUCCCCCAAAGGAGGACAUGCUAGAGGUUAAAUAUGCAUUUUGAGAGAAUGCGGAUGCAACUUACCUUGUGUUUUAUGCAAUUUAAGGAACCAGAGAGGAAAUAGACUGGGGACUAAUGUCUCUAUAACAUUCUAUACUAUAUUCUUUAUGGACAUUUUUCAAAAACCCCACAAAUGCUGCUUGUGUCUCCUUUGGUGUAAAAGGUGAGUAAAAGUGUGUGGACUACAGGGUGCACAUAUACUUCCUAUUAUGCUAAAACUGCAUAUAGAAAUUGUUAUACGUGCUGAUUUUUUUUUUGUGUGUGUGUGGUUAACAAGUUUAGUGUUAUUGUUACCUUUAUUAAUGGGAAGAAUAACGCUGUAUAUGCACUGCCUAAAUGUAGAUGCAUAUAACAUAAUAUAACCAAUCAAAAACAGUGGGAUUCAAUGUAUGAAUGUGCCUUUUAUGGCAUGAAAUAAAACAGAUGUUCAGCAUCAAGA